AUCCUCCUCCCAACCCACACGGUCCAGUCCUCCUCCUCGCGUAGACGCGGCGGCCGAGGAACAAGUCCGUCACGCGAACCUUCCAGAACCUCACACGUCACGCAACCUCCUCCUCUUUAUUACGACUACUACCACCCCCUCUCUCCUCUCCGUUCCACCGCCGGAUUCAGAUUCGGAGAGAGCUACUCCUCGUCGUUAGCCAUGGCGUCCAAGCGGAUCCUCAAGGAGCUCAAGGACCUGCAGAAGGAUCCCCCCACCUCCUGCAGCGCCGGCCCUGUGGCAGAAGAUAUGUUCCACUGGCAGGCAACACUGAUGGGUCCAUCAGAUAGCCCUUAUGCUGGAGGCGUGUUUUUGGUUACCAUUCAUUUUCCUCCUGAUUAUCCAUUCAAACCGCCUAAGGUGGCAUUGAAGACAAAGGUGUUCCACCCAAACAUUAAUAGCAACGGAAGCAUAUGCCUUGAUAUCUUGAAGGAGCAGUGGAGUCCUGCAUUGACUAUUUCAAAGGUGCUACUCUCAAUUUGCUCGCUGUUGACGGAUCCAAAUCCUGAUGAUCCAUUGGUUCCAGAGAUUGCUCACAUGUACAAGACUGAUCGGGCCAAGUACGAGUCCACCGCAAGGAGCUGGACCCAGAAAUAUGCUAUGGGCUAGAAUGGUUAACAAUAAGAAAUGUGAGAUAUGCCAUUGUAUUGCCUUGUAUUCUCCUGUAACUCUUUCAACAUUUAAGAAACAGCAAGAAUCAAAUUGAACUCUCGAGUUGUUGUAUGGAAUCCUACUAUAGAUGUUCAGCUAUUGUAAAUUAUGUAGUGGGUGGUUCUAUUGAUUGUUCGAUGAGCACUUGGAAUGGUACUUUUAUGUUCCAGAGUAA
Oryza sativa Japonica Group (Japanese rice) is the source of this 865-nucleotide messenger RNA. The record is from RefSeq and is a predicted model, not a curated record. NCBI's taxonomy places the organism in Eukaryota, Viridiplantae, Streptophyta, Magnoliopsida, Poales, Poaceae.